Cyclopterus lumpus (lumpfish) is the source of this 551-nucleotide messenger RNA. Its product is annotated as poly(A)-specific ribonuclease PARN-like. The transcript is spliced from 3 exons. The coding region runs from base 128 to 478 and encodes 116 amino acids. The record is from RefSeq and is a predicted model, not a curated record. NCBI's taxonomy places the organism in Eukaryota, Metazoa, Chordata, Actinopteri, Perciformes, Cyclopteridae.
CAUGGACCAGCAGAGCGGCCAGUAUGGCGCCGGCCGACAUCUGCACCCGCUUCAGGACCGGCUUCUUGAGCCUUCAGGUCCUGGACCUUGAUGUUCAGGUCCUCGAUCUGACAGAGGGCCCCAGAGGAUGAACACCAGCCUGGAGAGUUACAGGAUCCAGACGUAUGCCGAGUACGUCAAGGGCAAGCAUCAGAACAAGGAGAAGCUCGGCCAGACGCCCAAAUCUUGGGGGGAGGACGGCUGGAGGAAGCCUCACUACGCCUCAGCUACUUCUGCUGCUACUUUUGGAUACCCCCGGGGUCUGCGGAAACGCAGCAUCAGUCCCGUUCAGGGUUCCGCAGAUGCGCCGGUCACAGACGGCUGGAGUAACUACUCGUACCCGGAUAGCGCAGGCAGCAAGAAGAUGAAAACGGAUGGUGUGUACUCUGCGUGUUCCCACACAGCCGACGGCUUUAGAGAUUCAAUGUGCUCUGGGUGACAAACAUAGCUGGAGACGUUUACAAAAUGUACAUUUGGAUGACUUUGUAGCUGUCGUCAUUUGAGCCUGAAAU